Molecule: messenger RNA, 2012 nt
Organism: Myripristis murdjan (pinecone soldierfish)
Lineage: Eukaryota; Metazoa; Chordata; Actinopteri; Holocentriformes; Holocentridae
Gene: tmem25
Product: transmembrane protein 25
Exons: 9
Coding region: 73-1239 (388 amino acids)
Biological process (GO): negative regulation of excitatory postsynaptic potential
Source: RefSeq, a predicted model, not a curated record
GAGCUCCAGCAGGCUGAAUCACAACAACAUCCGCAGACAGGGCUGAGCAGGUAGUUGUGUGUGUGUGUGUGGAUGCUCCAGUGGGCCAGUAUGGAGUGUGUGUGCCUGAGGCGGUGGGGUUCACAUACUGCUGUCCUGUUCCUUCACACACUGGCCUGGUCCUGGAUAGGUGCAAUUGAACCCGUGCCCAAAAUCGACGGACGGCACCGGUCGGCUCUCACAAUGCAGGAAAACACGACACACAAGUUCAGCUGCCAGUCAGACGGCUGGCAUCCCCGUGCCCCACCCACACUGACCUGGUACCUCAACGGGGAGCAGCAGAGCGAGCCAUCACCGAACCGCGGGCGCCUGGUGAUGACAUCACAGGAGGAGUCUGAGGUCAUGAGGCCCAGGGCCCGUCACAACAGCACCUUCUCUCUGCGGGCCAACAAGUGGGACCGAGAGCUGGUGUGUACCGCCUCGAACCCCAGGACAGGAGAGAGCUACAAUGCCACGGUCACACUCAACAUUCAGUUCCUGCCGGAGAUCCUCAGAGUCAACGCUCAUUACAGUGAGACCGCAGACGCCGGCCUCUCCUUGGUGCUCUUCGCCUUGGUUCGAUCCAACCCACCUGCCACCAUCAGCUUCGUGGACCAGUCCGGCCAGCUGGUGGCCAACACCUCCGACUUCCUCAUCCUGGACUCGCGAAGCUACCCCUGGCUGACCAAUCACACGCUGAGGGUCACGCUCAGCAGCCAUUCAGGGAAUGUGUCGCUGAACGCCAGCAACAGUGUUGGAGCGGUGCAGAGCAACCUCACACUGGCAGAGUUUCUGCAGUCUCGCGUUGAGGUGCCGAUGGUGGGAAUAGUGACAGGAGGAGCUAUGGCCUUCAUGGCCCUCCUCAUCCUCAGUCUGAUAGUGCUCUGCCUCAUGCAAAAGAACAAGAGCAAGAUCAUCGAGGAGCCAGUGGAGAUUCUGAUGACCAAAAAAAGCAACUCAGCCAACCUGAAGACGGAGAAUGUUGAUAAGGCCUACCUCCCCAGAGAGAAUAUGUCUCUGCCUUCCAACAUGCAGCUCAAUGACCUCAGUGCUUUGCGGAAAGCGCGGGAGGUCGCCCAGCAGAACAGCGUGGAGGAGAGGAGGAUAGAGGAGGAGGAAGAUCUGUCUGUUGCCUACGCCGCCCGAGGGUUUGCCCGGUACCCAAUGGUGGGCUACAUCUAUAAGGUGAACAGCACAAGCAGUGAAGAAAUCUGGCUUUGACUAACCUCAAACACACACACACACACACACUCUCACACACAUACGUAGCUACAUACAUACACACCCACCCACACAUGCGCAUGCACAACGUCCACAAACAAAGCGUCGCCGACGGCCGUCCAAUAAGAAACCCAGAAGAACUGCCAUUCAUCCAUUCAUCCAAUCAUCAGUCGCCUUCAAGCUGGAAAGAUUUCACCAGGGAACAAAAUCUGAUUUAUUUUGCAGCCAUAUCCUUAUGGAGAGGCUUAUUGGUGUGUAACAAAACUAUAUUAAAGUAUCAAAUAUGAAUUUCAGUCAAAUUAGAAGCUCGUCAGACACAAAAACAGUUGAUGAAACGUUGUGAGAAGUACUUGUGUCAUUCAUUCUAAGAAUAAAUAAGUGUCUUUUUAACAAGAUUGGGAAGAUAACUGCUAUCUGUUAUGAAUCACACACAAACACACACACACACACACACACACACACACACACACAAAAUACAUAACCCAUAUCUUAAAUGUUUUCCAAAUGUUUUGUCCCUGCAUUCUGUAAUCGCACACUCAUAAUCUCCUACCUGCUGCAUUAUGGAAUGUUUUAAUGUUCUUUCUAUGCUAACACAAGAAUGUCUGAGAUUAUGUGCUGUAUGUAAGAUUUUACAUUUUGACAAAUAAUUCAGAGCUACGAAUAUCUCUCGGCAAGAUGGUACAUAAAUACACAGUAUGUAUUUGUAUAUGGACGCGUGACAUGUACUGUAUAUUUGUAUGCAUAUGUAUAUGUGUAUAAAAGAGGAAGUCUAA